AUGUUCCAAAAAGACAUAGAAAUCGUCCGAGGAUCUGGCGGAUUCAUCGACAGUCUGAGCAGAGAGAAUAUCAAAUGCCCUAGUUGGUAUCAAUCCUGGCAGGGAUAUGAGCGCUGCUAUCCGCAAAAAGAGUUUGACUGGUGCUGGGACGUACGGCCGUAUUGCUCUAAGGUAAAAGUGCGAUUCACCCACUUUGCGGUAGAAGAGCAAUCCAAAUUCCUCCAAAACUGGCACGGUCUCACUGGCGAAGAUGUCUGCAUCGAUAGCGUGGGAGUCGCAUGGGCGAACUCUACGCGCGUCUUUUGCGACGAAUCGCAUCAGAACUCCCGGGAAUUCACAUUCUCCGACAACAAGGAGUACGAUCCGAAUUUGUUGGGUUGGUUUUCGUGGGUUGAACUCGACGCGGCAGAAUUUGCGAUUAGCCAAGAAACCAUCGAUCUGAUCCUAGAAGAAGUUCCAUCAAGCACGCUGAUCAAAGAACGCUCCCUGCAGAUGAAAGAGUUUGGAUGUGCUACUUGCCAUCAGAAUGCCGACUGCGUGAAUAGCAAAUGUGUGUGUAGAGAUGGUUUUAAAGGCACCGGCUAUUCCUGCGUUCCAUUAGCUGGAAGAUGCAGCAAAAAGGCCAGAAAUCCAUGCUCAAAAAACGCCAUCUGCGAAGAACAACCCGGAAAGGCACCUCCAAAAUGCACUUGUAAAGAAGGAUACACGGGCUCUGGAAAGAAGUGCAUCAAAAGCUCGAAAAUCUGCAGCGAGGAGUGCGAUAAAAACGCGAUUUGCAUCAACUCCGAGUGUAUUUGCAAUGUUGGGUUCAAUGGAGAUGGACGGACAUGCAAAAAAUUGGCAUAUACUGAAGAGCCCGUGCAGAAGCCAGAGGCUAAAUCAUCAGCUUGUGUUCUUAGCGAGCCUGAGCCGGGCUCAUCAUGCUUCCAGACUUUGGAAAGGAUGAGCGCCUUUGUCACGUGCGAAGACUCGUUCAAGAGCGCGCUCAAAAGGGAUAAGCUGAUUCUGAAGAUGGGCGAGCUCCUCGAUCGCUUCUGCAUCGAGCUCGAGGAGAAUCGACCGGACAGGAAAAUGUUCGGGAAGAAGAGAGAACGACCAAAAACGGGUGAAGAGCCCGGACGAAAAUUAGAACUUUGCCAGAAUGGAGUGAGGAAUCAGUCCAAUCAUGCAACUACCUCCUCUCGAGAACAAGGGGAGAUUAUUGAAGUCACUCUUGAUCGAACACUUGGUGGACUGGGAAUCUCAAUCACAGGUGGUGCGGACAAUCAAAUUCUAGAGGGCAAUUCUGGUGUCUUUAUUACUAAUAUCAUGAAAAAUGGCUCGGCCGCGCUGGACGGACGCCUGCGAGUUGGAGACAUGCUUGUAAAGAUUGAAAAUGAUAGUUUGAUUAACGAGCGUCACAAGAAGGCGGUAAAGAUGCUUCAGAAGGCGCCGAAAAGGGUGAAGCUCAUUGUCAGAAGAAACAGCACAUAUGUUAGGGUAGUUCAAAUCUGCAGGCUGGCGAUGGGGCUUGGCUUUAAUAUUGUUGGAGGCGAAAUGGACAAUCAAGGCAUAUUUAUUUCGUAUCUACAUCCAACCGGCGUAGCAGAAUCAACGGGAAAAAUUAGAGAAGGCGAUCAAAUCGUUGCAGUCAACAAUAUUUCCUUCCUGAACAUGAAUCAUCAAGACGCCGUAAGAAUUCUCCGAUCUGUCGACGAAUGCAUCGUCAUCGAGCUCUCCUACCAGCCCGAAAAGUUUCACAAAUUAAAAGAUGAAAUCUGGAAGCUGAGGGAGCAAAAUAGAAGAAAAGUUUUACACUGUGAUUCUGUAAAAUUGUGA
Molecule: messenger RNA, 1818 nt
Organism: Oikopleura dioica
Lineage: Eukaryota; Metazoa; Chordata; Appendicularia; Copelata; Oikopleuridae
Source: the annotation of a GenBank genome assembly